Messenger RNA from Lytechinus pictus (painted urchin), 4897 nucleotides. RefSeq names its product arginine and glutamate-rich protein 1-like. Gene Ontology annotation, cellular component: mitochondrion; nucleoplasm. Gene Ontology annotation, molecular function: cadherin binding. The record is from RefSeq and is a predicted model, not a curated record. Bases 151 to 1050 code for a protein of 299 amino acids. Lineage: Eukaryota; Metazoa; Echinodermata; Echinoidea; Temnopleuroida; Toxopneustidae. The transcript is spliced from 4 exons.
GAGCGGAAAAACUUGCGGAUUUGCAAUUGCGUACGUUUGAUAUUAACCAGCUUCAAAAAUGGCCAAAAGGUGACCCAUGUUCUUGCAAUUUAAAGAACUUUGACGUUAAAGUAUCGUUUAUAAACUGUAAAUUCGGAAUCAGAAGAUAUCAUGCCUCGUUCAAGAAGCAGGAGCUCAUCAACAGAGCGAAAAUCUAGCAAGAAAAAACGAUCUCACACUCGUUCAAGAUCCAGAUCAAGAUCGCGGUCAAAAUCGAAGGCGCGGGAGAUCAAAAAAGACAAACAUGACAAACAUGACAAACAUGACAGACAUGAAAGAAAGGACUCAGACAGGUCGACAAAGGACAGAGAGCGGUCGGAGAGACACAAAAGUAGCAAAUCAUCUCGUCGUUCAAGAUCAAGAUCUCGAGAAAGAAGGAGACGGGAAAGAUCAAAAUCAAAACGGAAAACGCCAAGUCCUGAAAUUGAUAUUUUCGGCAGGGAUUUGAGCAAGCGAAAUGCUCAUGAAGAAGUGCAGAGGAGACAAGAAGAAGAAAGGAGGGUGGAACUGGAAAGACAGAGAAGAAUACGACAGCAGGAAAUGGAAGCCAAGCUGAUAGAGGAAGAGGUGACUCGGAGAGUGGAGGAGAUGGUGGCCCAGAGGGUGGAGGAGGAAUUGGAGAAGAGGAAAGAUGACAUAGAAGAGGAAGUGAGAAGGAGGGUGGAGGAAGCUAAGAAGAUCAUGGAGAAGGAGAUGAUGGAGGAGAUGGAGAAACAGAGGGAAGCUGAAUUGGCAGCACAGAAAGCUAAAGAGGAGGAAGAACUAGAGAAACGAGAGGCCCUUGAAAAGAUCAUGCAUGAAAAUCAGCGCAAGAUUGAGGAAGCUCAAAGAAAAUUGGCCGAGGAACGCUUGGAAAUGGUCGAGAGGCAACGCAAAAUGGACGAGGAGCGCCAGGCGUUUGAGCGCGAGCAAAAGCGCCGUCACAAGGCCGAACAGGAGCUUAUCCUGAACAAAAAGAGCAGUCGCCCGAAGCUGUCGUUUGGCUUCAAGAAGACAGACCCAACGACCUGAGAAGAGGGCGCCCUUCUGAAAGUCGAUCCUUCGCUUUGAAUUCCGAGCGGUGGAUAAUCGGGUGCAACGAGCGGGUGAACGGCUCUUGUGAGUAGUAACGAGUUGUGUAAACAAGCGAUCCUAUAGGUCGAAGUAACACAUUAAGCAAGGGGGGGCAGGGGAACAAGUAUAAAAACAGGGUUAUGUUAGUAAGGAUUUGAGUAUUUGGGGAUUGUUCAGUUAUCCAUCUUUACCAAAAAUUGUAAGAUUAACCAGAGUAAUGUACAUAUUUUGCAUGGAGAGGUCUUUAUGUGAAGUGGGUAAAUGGAGACAAGUGUUUGACUUACAAUAUGAUAGCAGGCAAUUAUUUGCUUACCAAGUUUGAUUAGCAUUUUUGGUCUUGAGAAAAAAGCUCUUUAAUAAAGUUCUGUGCAGUCCUAUGUAAAAAUCUGCUACACGAAAGAUGUUGUGUUAUACUACAUAAUCUACAUUACAGUCCGAAUUUCCCCUAUGGCGGCCGUACGGCGAGUAAAAAACAGCCGUUUUAUUAAUUUUCAUUCAAACCACCUAUAUGUAGCUGGUACAAAAAAAUGUUAAAACGGCUGUUUUCGACUUGCCGUACGGCCGCCUUAGAGCAAAUGGGACUGAGGUAUUUACCAGUAUCAAAAAUGUAGUGCACAUUGUGAUGCGAUAUGAGGAAAGUUAUUAUCUGUGAUUGGCAAUUAUUUUUCUUUUAUCUUUGUUUAUUUGCUAUUGACAUGUAGUUUGGAUUGAAUUCAGAGAUUUUAUUUAAACCAUUAUUUUUUCUUCAGUUUUCAUAAUUUAUUUAAUACUCAUAAGCUGUAGUUAGGCUGGUUUCAUACUUAUACAUGUAUGGAAUACUACAGUAUCUCUGUACAAUGGACUGUAUGCUCUGAUUGCUUGCUGACAAAUAUGAUUCGUUGACAUCCAAUGGAAUGUCUGAAAUUCAGGCAGUUAUAAAAAAAUGAACAUAUUUUCUAGAGAUCUGUAGAUAAGGCUGAAAUUUAGAUCAGUGAGCAAGUUUAAUUUCAUGGUUAAUCAUGCAUGUAGUUUCGGUGAAAGUUGAUGAGAUUCUGUCGUACAUGUGUGUAUAGACUAUAAAAUGCAACCUAAUGCUAGUGCUGUGAUGCUGUAAUUUUGAAUAACAUUGGAACGCUAUACGUGUACUUAUUUGUACGUGUCGGUCAAAGAUACUGUAGCAUACAGUAUUGAAAGUACAUGUAGGUGUCUAAUCGAGAGCAAGAAUACCACUCAAAAAAAUUGUUCAUCUAUUUAAAAAAAAACAUAUGGGGAAGAAUCGUGAGAAAAUAAAUGUUGAUUUUAAUAUUUCGCCACUGCUAUUUCUCAAGGCAGAUUAAAACAGCAUACAUGUACAUGUAUUUAAAUGAGACUGUUCAUGUCUGAGAUCACGUCAUACAGUAUGUACAUGUACAUGUAGAUUGACUUCUUUAAUACUUUUGACCUCUGGAGACAUUUAUUUGUACAUGUAUGUUGAAUUCUGAAUAUGGUGGCUUAAUAUAUGUCACUGUAAAGUGCACGUUGCUAUUGCUGUGCAGUGCAAAAUCACACAAACUAAACUGGAAAUAAAAUCAGUUUAUUAGGAAUUAUAAAUUGACACCAGUAGGGUGAGUUUAUCUCUUUUUCUUAAUCUUUGCAAAUUUCAAACCUUGCCCACUAAAAAUUUCAGAUUGAUAUUUAUUACAAAUUAUACUUUGUUUGGUAUGCUACAAUAAAGUGCAUGUUGUUUUCGUCUGUUUUAUUUCCAAUGAUGUAAGAAAUUAAAUGAAUCCUUAUUGUUGGAACUUUAUUGCUGGAUGAUGCUUCAGCUCCAAGAAAAAAGAAGAUCAUUAAUCCAUCAUAUUUUGCAUUCCUUAAUAUGUUACAAAAGGAAAUCUGAAUCUGAAAAUAUACUGUAAAAUGAUGCAUCUUCUGUUUCAUUCUGACUAUUUCUUGAUAAGAUGAAAUUGCAGUGGAAUAUCCUUUAUACACAGUUACAUAAUUGAUUUUCCUGAUAGCUGUAUUGAUGCCAGAUCCUUCACACAAAUGUAAUUUUUUCAGUUGUAUACAUGAAAUUAGGCUGUUGUACAUGUGAACUAACUGAUAUAAUAUAAUUUUGUCAAUUUUUCUAUUUGAUCUGCUGCACAAAUUUUGUUUCUUGGUUGAAACCAAUUAAAAAGUUGAAGUUGAAUUGGAAACUAAAACUAUUUCAAAGUUAAGGAUGUUGGACCGGGGGGGGGGGGGGGGGGGGGGGGUCAUUUUGCAAGUUGAUUCUCAUCAGCAUGAAUGUUGCCAGUUUAGGAGAAAAAUUAUUGUUUCUGAAAUUAACCAACUAUAGAUAAUCUCUGAAGUUAAUCUUGUACUGUAUGUAGUGUAGGAUUACACAUUGAAAAUUGAGUAUUAAAACCAACAAUAGUGUGUCUCAUAUUAUUCAUAUCAAGACAGGUAUAAUCCAGUAUACAAAAUUCAAAUGCUGCUCCUGUGUCGUAUUUUGUAUUUCGAUUCUAAUCUGUACAAAGCCUAUGAGUAUUGUACUGCGGGGCUACCUGCAAGAAUGGCUUAACUGCCAUCAACAGAAAACACUGAUAAGGGGGGAUGUUAUACAUGUAUUUAUGUAUGUAACGGUAGAUUUAAAAAAAAUCAAUGAAUUUUGCUGACUUAUUUUACUCUAAACUUACCAGAUACAGUGAUGUUGGUGGUUAUAACAAUAGCCAGUGAAAAUUAAUGACUCUGUUUCAUGAAAUGCUCUGAGUCCCCAAGGCCCUGUCUUACCAAGAGAUGUAAUUGAUCCAAUCAACCAUAACUAUGGAAAGCCAGCAGGAUCAACAUCUAACACAGGUAUAUUUUCAAAAUAUUUUCUAGAUAUGAUGUAUCAUGUUCAUGAAUAUAUGUUUUCUUGAAAAUUUAGUGUGCCUUUGUUUUAAUACAAAGGACCUUGUGCAAAUUUUCUGAAGAAAAAAAUACGACAUUCAUGGAUUUUCAUACAUUUGAGGUUGAUUGGAUCGAUCGUAACUCUGUAAGAUGGGGCGCUGGUGUUGUUUUAAAGCCUUCUUGCUGGAAAACAAGUACAAAAUUUUAUCCUGCUUUGUACUUUAUGGAAUGAGAAUAUACUAUAGUUGCCUCUGAUGAUACUAGUAUUAUGCAAUGCGCUCUGUAUGCAUCCACUACUUUGGCUAUACAUUUAGAUCAUAAGGUAUUCUUGCUUUAAUAGAUUAAAUCACUGGUAAAAUAAGGAAUUGCGUACAUGUAGUUUGUUUCCUGUUAUACACAUGUACGUGUAAAUCCAAUACAUGGACUGUACAUAGUGAUGUAGAAAUUGUACAUAUAUAUAUAUUCCCAAACUCAAUUGUCCCUAGUCCUGAUUUUUAUGUUUCCCUUGUGUUGUAUUUUUUUUAUUUUUGGCUAGAUGUACAUGUAUUGUGGAAGCAAAUCGCUCUUAACAGUUGUUCACUAGACCUACAUGUAAAGGUACACGCACAUCUGUUUCUCUCUCUCUUCCAUCUUUUUACUUUUUUCUCUCUCUCUCGCUCUCACUCUUUCUGUUUGUGUCAAUCUCUCAUUCUUUCAUGUUUUUUUCCUCUCUCUUUCUCUCUUCCUCUUCUUCUGUGGUCAUAUCUUUUGUAUUUGUACAUGUAUAUUAUGAUCUUACUUUAACCAUUGAAUCUCCCUUGUCCUAACUGCAUGCAUCUAAGAUUUUGGCUAAUAUGCCUGUCUGAAAUUACUAUUCUGAGAUUGUUAAUUUUGAUUUGAGAUGGUUCUUUUCAGGGACUACAUUUGUACAUGUAGUAGUUUUAAAAAGAGUGCAUUGAAAUGUUCCUUCCUGAUAAUAAAUCAAUGAUUCCAACACGAA